AUGGCUUCUACAAAGCCAUAUAUUGGCUGUAAAAUAGGGUUGCUUUCAAAGGCUCAAAAUCGUUAUGAAGGGAUUUUAUACACAAUAGAUAAAAAUAACUCCACUAUUGUGCUGGCAAAAGUAAAGUGUUUUGGAACUGAGGGACGUCCUACUGACAGACCAACACCACCCAAAGAUGAUGUCUAUGAGUACAUCACUUUCCGAGGAAGUGACAUCAAGGAUAUUACUUUGUGCGAAUCCCCAAUGUGUCACCAUGGCCUACCACCAGACCCAGCAAUCAUUCAAUCAUCCAGUUCAAGCUCUGGCAUCUACACAAAUUUUGGCCCUUUUAGCCCAGUAAGGAUGCCCAUCUGUAAUCCACUUUCUGCAAGCUCCUUUCUUAGCCAACAGUAUGCUGCUGCUCUUGGCGUGGAUCUGCAUUUUAGACGGGGUCCCAUGGUAGAGAAGGCUGUUCAAACAAUCAAAGUGGAAGGGCAGAGAAGGGGUUUGAUUGCCUCACAGGACAGGCAGUGGAAUAGAAGGCCCCCGAGGACCAGGAGAGAAAAUUCCCAGCCUCAAAGAGAGCCUGGGCCUACCAGCAGUUCUGGUUCUGGUGUGAGCUCUAAUCGUCAGGGUUCACAGCGGCAAAACGUUGACCGUCCACCACCCAGAAGAAAACAAGCUCCUCAAAGACGUCGGAGCAGUGGUAGAGCGCAGCUGAUGGUGGCUAAUGUUCCAUCUCCUAUACUGAAGUUUGAUACAGACUUUGACUUUGAUUCCGCCAAUGCACAGUUCAUUAAAGAAGUUGAGAGGGAGGUGCAAGAAAGAAGAAAUCUAAAGGAUAUUGAGAAUGCAAAAGAGAGGAUGUGCUCAGCAGAGUAUGAGGACUUCGGACCAAAGUGCUACUAUGACAAAGCAAAGUCUUUUUUUGACAAUGUGUCUUCGGAUACUGGGCUUAGUUUCAGAUUAUCAUGGGCAGAAGAACGAAAGCGCAAUUUGGAGACUUUUGGGGUCACUGGUCGAUUCUUGAGAGGCCAAGGCUUUAGAGGUAGAUUUACAAGGAGCAGAGGACGAGGAGCUGCUCAAAUUCUCCCUUCAGAAAGGAUCCACCAAAGAAGACUGUGA
Messenger RNA from Cyprinodon variegatus (sheepshead minnow), 1104 nucleotides. RefSeq names its product LSM family member 14B (gene lsm14b). The coding region runs from base 1 to 1104 and encodes 367 amino acids. Gene Ontology annotation, molecular function: mRNA binding. NCBI's taxonomy places the organism in Eukaryota, Metazoa, Chordata, Actinopteri, Cyprinodontiformes, Cyprinodontidae. The transcript is spliced from 8 exons. The record is from RefSeq and is a predicted model, not a curated record.